AUGUCGUUUUCUAUAAGGGCGACACCUAGAAGCGGUGGUCAGUCACAACCUUUAAGCAUGGGUGUAGAAAACUUUCGUACAUUCAAAGUGGCACACCAACGUGUAUCACUGGAUGUUAAUUUAUCCACACAUAAAAUCAAGGGCACUGUCGAUAUAAUAUUAAUUCCGUUGAUUCAAAAUCUAGAUUACAUUACGUUAGAUUGUAAAGAGAUGAAGAUUACUGACGUUUUAAUUGAGAACAGAAGAUGUGAGCAUUAUAUUCAUGACGAUACUUACAAAUCACUUCUGACAAGGUAUACCUCCCAACCAGAUGAAGAUAUACUUUAUAACCAUAAUUCAAUUGAACAAUCGCAUUUUUUCAGGGAGAAGUUUGCAGAUUUGAAUGAGAAACCUGAAGAAAGAACAAAAUCUCAACUUACAGUGAAAGUACCCUCUUUUAUAAAAAUUACUCUACAAGAUGCCAGUUCUUUAACCAAUUACACUCCAAUUACUCCAUCAAUUAGAGGGACACCUAUUUUCCAAGAAGAAGUGUUCACUCCAAUUACUUUAAAAGUUGAAUACGAAAUAGAAAAUCCAAGGAACGGUAUUGUUUUCGAUACAAUCUUAGAGGAACAUCCUCAUUUAUGGAACGCUUACACUACAAACUCGGAGUUGUGUGCAUCUGCUUCGUACUGGGUUCCAUGCAUUGAUCUAUUUGACGAAAAGUCCACAUGGGAAAUUGAAAUCAGUGUCCCCAAAAAAGUUAAAGAUAUAGGAAUAACAAAAAUUGUUGGACAACAACAAAAAUCAAACAAUAAUCAUUUAACGACGAACAAAAAGGUGGACUCAAGGUCGGGGUUGAACAAUAUUGAUUACGAUGAUGAAGAAGAAGAAUACGACAUUCUAGAGGAAGAAGAUACAGAAAACCCUAUGAAUAGAGAUAUUGUAGUCUGUUGCUCAGAGUUUUCGACAGUUAGAGAAUUAAAUCAUCCAACUGAUUUAUCAAAAAGGAUAUUUUCCUUCCAAAUUUUCAACCCUGUAGCCCCUCACCAUGUUGGUUGGGCCAUUGGUGCAUUUAACACCUGGGAGUUGCCUUCUUUAGUACCAUAUGAAGAAAAGGCUGAAAUAGACGAACAAGACGAAAAUGACGACUUUAACAACAACAACAAUGUAAAUAACAAUCAUAUUCAGCACGAAGUUGUCGAUGACAUAGAUUCCAAUGACAUAAUACCGAUCCAUGUUUAUACUUUACCAACACAUGAUGUUGAUGAGAAAACAGUAAUAAAUUCAACUAUCGUUUGCCAAAAAAUAAUUGAUUUCUAUUCAAAAGAAUUUGGCUCAUAUCCAUUUACGUCGUACUCACUUGUCUUUCUACCAACACUUUUGAACGAAAAUAUGGAUUUUGCCAGUUUGACACUCUGUAAUAGUCGUCUACUUUAUCCUCCAAAAUUAUUAGAUGAAGUCUUUCCAACAACAGAAAAGCUAGCAUGGUCAUUAGCAUCACAAUGGUCUGGUGUCAACAUAACGCCUUUAGAUAUCAAUGAUAUUUGGUGUUGUCUGGGCAUGGCUGGGUAUAUGGUUUUUCAAUUUACCAAAAUUCUAUACGGGAAUAAUGAAUUAAAAUAUAGGCUGAAAAUUAACAGUGAAGCCAUCGUAGAUGAAGAUUGGGAGAAGUCUCCCAUUGGCUCUACCUUCCACAAUUCAUCGAGACCGAUAUCCAUAAUAAGUAAAGAAUUAGAUUUCAUCAAGCUGAAAGCACCGAUGGUCCUCUACAUUCUAGAUAAGAGAAUGACGAAAACUGAAAGGUCCUUCGGUAUGUCUCGUGUACUGCCGAAAAUCUUUUUACAAGCUAUGUCUGGUGACUUACCAAAUAACUCAUUAUCUGCUUCGCAUUUCCAACAUAUUUGUGAGCGUGUGAAUAAAAAUAAAUUAGAAUACUUUUUUCAACAGUGGGUUUACGGUUCUGGUGUACCAAUUUUUAGAGUGACUCAAAGAUUCAAUAAAAAGAGAAUGGUAAUCGAACUUGGUAUUAGACAGUGUCAAAAUACUGAACUAGGCCAAGAUAAAACGGUGGGCUCUAGUGGGUUUUUCAACAGUGCCUUGCAUCAUUUAAAACACGAAGAAAAAGAUAUUGUACCAUUUUUCACUGGAUCUAUGACCAUAAGAAUCCAUGAAGCUGACGGUACACCCUAUGAACAUAUUGUGGAGCUGAAGGAUAUUUUUACCAAAAUUGAUAUUCAAUACAAUACUAAGUAUAAAAAACUAAGAGGAAGAAGGAUGGCAUCUACUUUAAAAUUGAACGCCAGUACAUCUAAUCUCCAGGACGACUUUAUUGAUGGAUCUGUUGUUGAUAAAGAUGAAGAGGUUCAAAAAUUUGGUACAGUUUUAUCUAGUGAAGAAGAUUGUAAGAAGUGGAAUUUAGAGAAUCUUACCAAAACCACUGAAGGCAAUGAACUACAAAAACAAAAUGAAGUAUUUGAAUGGAUUAGAAUAGACUCUGAUUUUGAAUGGAUCUGCAAAAUGUAUAUUAAUCAACCCGAUUAUAUGUUUGCAUCUCAAUUACAACAAGAUGGGGACGUAGAAGCCCAGUUUGAGAGUAUAAAGUACUUUGAGGAUGUUACUGUAAAUGCAAACAAAAAUUCAUUAAUUUAUUCUUCUAUACUAGCAAGAACCGCUAUGGAUGAUAGAUACUUCUAUGGAAUACGGUUAGAAGCAUGUAAAGCUUUGGCUAAAUUUAUUUACAGACCAGAAGAGAUUUUCUUAGGCGGUUCCAGACAUUUAAUUAAGAUUUUUCAAACAUUAUUUUGUUUUGAAGAUUCGAAUAUUCCCAAAAACAACAGAUUCGAUAGUUUUCAAAAAUAUUUACUUCAAAGAGAAAUACCAAGUUUUUUGAGUAGUGUUAGAACAGAACAAAAUGACUGUCCCUCAUUUGUGAAGCAGUUCCUCCUCGACAUUUUAACAUACAAUGAAAAUGCUGAAAAUCCAUUUGAUGACAUAAUUUACCUGACAAGGCUAAUAAAUAAUGUUGUAACAUGCACUAUAAACGAUAAAGAGGAUAAAAGCUUUUUAAAGAAAGUCGUUGAACAACUAAAUAGGUAUGAAAACUUGGAUACAUGGAUACCUACCUAUCAAGUAAAGCUAAUGAAGACCAUUUUAGAGGAGAAAUUAAGAUUAAAUAUAGCAGGAUUAUACGAUUUUGGCAAUCUUAAGAAAUACUUACAAUAUUCACUAAAUUAUGACACUUUGAGCUCCAAAUACCCUGAAGAUCUACCAAGACUGAGAGAAGGUUUUCAAGAUAUAGCCUUGACUUCUUUCAAAAUCAUGUUGCUCCAGGGUGGUAUUAAAAACAAAUAUUCGCUCGAAUAUUUCUUCCAAUCGCUUUGUUUCAUUCCGGACGUGUACAUACGAGGCAAUUUGGUGGACACAUUUAUAGAAGUUAUUGAAAUAAUUGCAACCAAAAAAAUGACACACACAUUAGAUGAUGAUAUUACAUUUCUGAUCGAAAAGAUAAAUCCCGCUCAAAUCAAUAUCGAAAACGAGGAUGAGAUAUCUGCUUUAAUGAUGGGUGCUACGGACUUUGAACUUAAUGAUAGGAAAACACAACUAAUGCGUUCUACAAUCGAAGGUUUGCUAAUAUUAUUACGAAGGAAUUUCGAAGACUACGAACCGUUGAAAAAAAUCCUUUGGGAUGUACUACAUAUGCCAGUAUUGAGUCUGUACCAAAGAAAGCGUCUUUUUGACAUAGCACGCGUGCUCUACACACUAACCGAUAGCUUCCAAGUCAAGCUUCCUGCUCCAAGAACGAAGAAGUUGGUGGCUAAAUAUAUUGGCGGCUCUAAGGUAAUAAUAAAACGUGACGGUAUCUUGAAAGUGCAUUUAUCUGCCUCAAAGGCCAAGCUGUCCGGAAUUACAUCUUCAGGUAGCACCGCUCCGCAUGAAGUAUCCUCCGCAGCAAAAGUCAAAACUCCUACAUCUACUAAAGCCAAAAUCACAUUGACUAAACCCUCGAAGAAAGUCAUCAAACCAGUCGUAAAUAAAGUGGGCUUUCUACCAAUUAGGUUUCUAAGACUUUCUGACAAGUACAGAAAAGUUAACAUUUCAUCAGUACCCUUCAGUGAUAAUGUUACCAUAGUGAAAGCCAAUGCAAGAUCUUUCACGGUUAAGGUCAAGUUGCCCAAGAAGAAGUAA
Kazachstania africana CBS 2517 is the source of this 4167-nucleotide messenger RNA. RefSeq names its product transcription initiation factor TFIID subunit TAF2 (gene TAF2). Bases 1 to 4167 code for a protein of 1388 amino acids. NCBI's taxonomy places the organism in Eukaryota, Fungi, Ascomycota, Saccharomycetes, Saccharomycetales, Saccharomycetaceae. Gene Ontology annotation, cellular component: transcription factor TFIID complex. The record is from RefSeq and is a predicted model, not a curated record. The transcript has a single exon. Gene Ontology annotation, biological process: transcription initiation at RNA polymerase II promoter. Gene Ontology annotation, molecular function: chromatin binding; transcription cis-regulatory region binding; RNA polymerase II general transcription initiation factor activity.